AUGGCCAGCGCCGCGCACGGACGCGCCCUGCCCCUGCGCUCGCGCACGCGCGUGCCGCCAGCUCGCACGGCGGCGGCGGACGCCGCGGAGCGCGCAGCACGCACACAGCGCGCCUCGCUCCUCGCACAGCACCGCCGCCACCGCCGCCUGCUCGAGCUCGGCGCGACAUGCUUUCCGGCGGACCGCACGCGGCCCACGCCCGGCGGCGGCGGCGGCGGCGGCUCCGCCGAGCAGACGAUCACCGCCGUCAUGCGGCAGUCAGCGAACGAGGCGCAGGCACCGCCCGUGGCCGCGGAGAAGCAGCUGCACCGCACGAGCGCGGGCGUGCGUCGCCUCCUCGCGGCGCGCCGCGGCGCCAACGCCCUGCUGGACGAGGCCGCGACGCUCGGGCACCUCGCGCGCAUGCCGUCGUUCCUCCUCGGCGCACCCCGCUGCGCCUCGCGCCCCCUCUGCAGCCCGCGCAUGUGUCGCGACGCACCACGAAACGCGCUGUGA
Malassezia sympodialis ATCC 42132 is the source of this 495-nucleotide messenger RNA. RefSeq lists its product as uncharacterized. The coding region runs from base 1 to 495 and encodes 164 amino acids. The transcript has 2 exons. The record is from RefSeq and is a predicted model, not a curated record. Lineage: Eukaryota; Fungi; Basidiomycota; Malasseziomycetes; Malasseziales; Malasseziaceae.